CCCCUCCAAUUUCGGUGUUAUUUACUCCCUCAAGCCAACGAAUUCGUCCAAAUUUUCCUCUAAAUUAAAGUUUGUUCAUCCAUCUCCAUCUUAACUAAUCCUCAAAAAAAUACCGAACGAAAUCAUUUAUUCAUUCUUUCAAUGAAACGCCCGGUUCCUCCAUUGUCCACGGUUCGUGCAGAUCCACCAUCAUCCCCACGAUACCCUCCCCCCGUCACCACUCCCACCACCGGUGCCCAACGCCGUAUCGCGAUCGCUGUAGACCUCAGCGACGAAAGCGCCUUCGCGGUUCAAUGGGCUGUCCAGAACUACCUUCGUCCUGGAGACGCAGUCAUCCUCCUCCAUAUCCAGCUCACCUCCGUCCUCUACGGCGCAGAUUGGGGCCAUGCAAUGGACGUGGUGGAAAACCCAUCGAAAGAAACAAGACAGAAACUCGAGGAUGAUUUCGACAACUUCACGACCACGAAAGCCAACACAUUGUCUCAACCGUUGGUGGAGGCGAACAUUCCUUUCAAGAUUCACAUUGUAAAGGACCAUGAUCUGAAGGAAAGGCUUUGUUUGGAGGUGGAGAGGCUUGGACUAUGUGUUAUGAUCAUGGGUAGUAGAGGGUUUGGUGCUACAAAGAGAAAGGGUAAAGGGAGGCUUGGAAGUGUAAGUGAUUAUUGUGUACGUCAUUGUGUUUGUCCUGUGGUUGUGGUUAGAUAUUCUGAUGAAGAUGUUGAUGCGGAGGUGGAUAGUGCAAAGAAGGGAUCGGAGGAGGAACCAGUGUUUCAUGAUGCUGAUGAUCAUGAUCCAAAAGAAGUCUCGAACAAGUAGCAUAUGUCCCCUUGCUUCAGUCUGACGGGCUCAUCAAAUAGGUGGCAUAUGUCGCUAACAAGUAGCCACAGUUUCUCAUGCAAGGGCCAAGAAAUUAAGAGUAAUCGUUUAAUAUAUGUUUCUCUCAGUUGUCUAGAUAAGAUGCAAUUCUCAUUGGUGUUGUAUUUGUGAAUUUAGAGAAGUUUAAGCCUUGAUGCUAUGUAUUGGUUUUGAUCUGCUACAUUUGAAUCACAAAUAAAAAUACAUAU
Messenger RNA from Helianthus annuus (common sunflower), 1064 nucleotides. RefSeq names its product universal stress protein PHOS32. Bases 142 to 816 code for a protein of 224 amino acids. The record is from RefSeq and is a predicted model, not a curated record. NCBI's taxonomy places the organism in Eukaryota, Viridiplantae, Streptophyta, Magnoliopsida, Asterales, Asteraceae. The transcript is spliced from 2 exons.